This is a messenger RNA of Durio zibethinus, 2068 nucleotides long. The record is from RefSeq and is a predicted model, not a curated record. NCBI's taxonomy places the organism in Eukaryota, Viridiplantae, Streptophyta, Magnoliopsida, Malvales, Malvaceae.
AACACCACGCGCUUACACCGUUGAGUCUUUGUGCCUCGACUUCCCCAUUUUAUCAUUUCUCUUACUCUUCCUCUCUUGGCCUCUCUCUCUCUCUCUCUCUUCCUCUCUGAAAUUCUAGGGUUUUUAAUUUUCUCCGAUUUCUCAAAUUUCUUAGUUUUAAUUUCUUCAAGUCUUUUAGUGUUUCUUUCGAUGGAAUCGAUUAGAUCUCCAUAUUGGUGCUACAGAUGCAACCGGUUUAUCCGGGUCCGAUCCCAUCAAGAUUCUGUCCACUGCCCCGAUUGCGGCGGAGGAUUCAUCGAAGAAAUCGAAACGCCGUCUCGAUCUCCCGUCCACCAUCGUUUCCCCGCCUCCUCCAUGUACUCCGACGCACCCAGCCCAGCUCUCAGUCCCAGCCCACCUGACACUCCUCGUUUCUUCCGAGCUCGACGAAACGCUGGCGAUCGGUCCCCUUUCAAUCCCGUCGUCGUCCUCCGUGGUCCCACACCGGAAACCGACGACGUAGUUCCCGAUAGAGGGAACAAUAAUUUCGAACUUUAUUACGAUGAUGGGUCCGGGUCGGGUCUUCGACCCUUACCUGCUAGCGUGUCGGAGUUUUUAAUGGGUUCGGGUUUUGAUCGGCUUCUUGAUCAGUUAUCUCAGUUAGAAGUGAACGGAAUUGGCCGUUUCGAGCAUCCGCCCGCUUCAAAGGCGGCGAUUGAAUCAAUGCCAGUGAUUAAGAUCGUUGGAAGCCAUGUGAGCACAGAAUCUCACUGUGCAGUUUGUAAAGAGCCUUUCGAGCUCGAUUCCGAAGCUCGGGAAAUGCCUUGUAAGCAUAUUUACCAUUCGGAUUGUAUUUUACCUUGGCUUUCGAUUCGAAACUCUUGUCCAGUUUGCCGCCAUGAAUUGCCAACGGAAAAUAACGGAAACAAUAUAGGGGAAAAUGAGGCGGUUAGAGACGAAGAAGCUGUGGGAUUAACGAUAUGGAGGUUACCGGGAGGUGGGUUUGCGGUGGGGAGGUUUGCCGGAGGAAGGAGAGCAGCGGAGAGGGAGUUUCCGGUAGUGUUUACGGAGAUGGAUGGUGGGUUUAAUAAUGCGGGUGCUCCUAGAAGGAUAUCGUGGGCGCCUAGUGGGAGAAGGUCACAAGAGAGUAGAGGAUUGGGGCGGGUUUUUCGGAAUUUUGUUUCGUUCUUUGGGAGGUUUAGAAGUUCACCUCGUUCAGGUGCUGAUUCUGGGUUUAUUAGAAGUAGUAGAUCGAGUUCAGUGUUUGGUAGGUCAUCUAGAACGGACAGUAGCUGGGAUUUCGAGGAUUGAAUGUUGGUUGAAUGUAUUUUUUGUCCAUUUUUAGGGUAACCUUUUUUUUUCUUAUAAUCUGAUACUGUAAUGUUGCAGUUUUCCUUAAGGAAGGGAAUGUCUGUAGAUUGUAUGAUUUUACUUUGAUGUAAAUAACAACACUUUGGUGAAGGAUUGAAGAAUUACUCGAGUUUAGUUUCUGUCGAAAGAGAAAGAGGCUUUGAUGAGUCGUUAUGUGCAUCAAUGAGGCAGAAGAAGUGGAUGAAGGAUAAAGUUUUGUGGUUAGCACGAUCCUUUAGUGGUUGCUGAGAGGUUAUCGUAGAGAAAAGCAACCAAAAGCUGCAAUCAAGAACCUCAGCAUUUUACAAAAUUUAGAAAGCAGAUAUCCUAAAUACAAAUAGAACAUGGUAGAACGUUUUGUGGAGCAUAUAUUGUACCAUGAAUUUCCUGUACUUUUCAGUUACAGUUGUUCUAAUAUUAAUUUAUCAUUUACAUCUUCAUUUCUUUUAUAUGCUUUGCAUGUCAUGAAUACAAUGUUUUUCUUUGAUUUCCUAGUAUUCUCAAAUUAGAAGGCCAGGUAAAGUGUCUUUAUGAUUACUUUUUUAUUCUCUAUCUCUCUCUCAUGGACUGGGUUCUUCUGUCUAGAAAAAUUGUGAUGUAAAGUUUUUGAAAAUUUGAUUGAUAGUUUAUCCAUCAAAUAUCUAUAUAAAGAAUCCUUGAACAGUUCUUCACUGUAGCUUGCGGUUUGGAUGUCAUUUAGGAUCAAUGUUGUCAACACUUUCUUGAACAUCAUUGGUGA